Messenger RNA from Lasiosphaeria miniovina, 869 nucleotides. RefSeq lists its product as uncharacterized. NCBI's taxonomy places the organism in Eukaryota, Fungi, Ascomycota, Sordariomycetes, Sordariales, Lasiosphaeriaceae. The coding region runs from base 183 to 629 and encodes 148 amino acids. The record is from RefSeq and is a predicted model, not a curated record. The transcript has a single exon.
UACACCGCGCACUCCUCGCAGCGGGCGCCCCUUCUAGCUGCCUUUGGUGCUUUACCUGCUUGUUUCGACGCUUUGUGGUCAACAACCACUCCAAAAAAUACAACAUCCCCUUCUCAGCACAACUUCAUUUCCACUCUAAUGACUUACGCUGCUUUCUUCUUUUCUUACAUCUCACUAAUAGUAUGGUUCUGGUGGGUCAUAGACAUUUGUUAUUUUUAUCAAGGACUUGGCGUAUCGAUGAGGAAUUCCCCGGGUCUCUGAACUCCCACACGGAGUUGAUGUCAUUUGCUUCUCUUGUUCGUCCUUUCUUUUUUCUUUACCAAAGAAAACACCAAAACUUGUAUAACAUUUUCCAUGUCAUUACUACGACCGGGUUCUUUUUGAGGAAUGUUAUCUGGGUUUAUUUUAUGUUCAUUUCCUCGAAUUUUUAUCUUCGAGACUGGUUCUAUCUGGUUCUAUUUUCAUGGCGGGAUGUCCGACUUUUCUGUCUCGCGACAGAGGCACACCGCCGUAUUUUGCCCACCAUGGCAGCUUUACACGGCCUGGUUUGUUGUGUUUUUUUUCGAUCGCUGCUUUGGUAUCAGCCUGCCUCCGAAAGAUUGGUAUUAUUUACCCCUUUCAAGGGAUGAGUGGGUGGAGAGUGCGGAUGUCUGGUACAGAGAUGCUUUGACGAGAAAAGAGGGGGAGAGCAAACGGAGUGUAUCAUUAUAUUUCUUGACUCUCGUUCAAAAACCAUCAUUGGAGGCUCAAGAGAGAGCAGAACUCCUGUCGGCCUCCUAGUAGGUUCAGAGCAGGAGGGGAGAUGGUUUGCCGAAGCAGCGACUAGAGAGAUCUAUGGCCUUCCUCUACGGUGAUCAAUACAGAAUCUC